AUGGAAUUCGAAGUAUUUAAACAACAGAAAAACAACCAAAAGCUUCAAUUUCGACAUUUCUACAAUACUUCAGUAUUAAAGACUUUGAAAGAAACACUCCCACCUAGUGGUGAUAUAUCAAAGAUUAUUUUUGAUGUCAUACAAAAGUUUUCGCAAGGAUCACAAUUAACAGUCUCUCAAAUUAUUGAUCUAUUGUUAUGUAAGUCAGACAGAAAUUUUAAAUCCCACCGUUUAGUCGAAUGUUUUACCGAUGAUGUCAUUAAUAAUCAACGUAACGAAAACGAUUUAAUACAAUAUGUAGAAAAUGAAAAUGCAGUGCAGCUCAUUUUGAAUAAUCAAGAACAAGCUAUGCUUAUAGAUUUAGCACAUAUGAACAUCGAAUAUAAUCGAAAUCAAAUACUGACAGAAGCAACUAUGACCGAAUACUUUGAUGAUCCACAAGUACCUGACUAA
This is a messenger RNA of Rotaria sp. Silwood2, 453 nucleotides long. The record is from the annotation of a GenBank genome assembly. NCBI's taxonomy places the organism in Eukaryota, Metazoa, Rotifera, Eurotatoria, Philodinida, Philodinidae.